Messenger RNA from Lolium rigidum, 1299 nucleotides. Its product is annotated as GPCR-type G protein COLD1. The record is from RefSeq and is a predicted model, not a curated record. Gene Ontology annotation, cellular component: membrane. Gene Ontology annotation, molecular function: abscisic acid binding. Lineage: Eukaryota; Viridiplantae; Streptophyta; Magnoliopsida; Poales; Poaceae. Gene Ontology annotation, biological process: response to abscisic acid.
AAGCUUAAAGCCAGAUCAUUUCUAAAGCGUAUUGUUGGAACAGUUGUUCGAUCUGUGCAAGAAGAUCAAACUGAGCAGGAUAUCAAAAAUUUAGAAGCAGAGGUCCAGGGAUUAGAAGAGCUUUCCAAACAGCUAUUCCUUGAGAUAUAUGAGCUCCGCCAAGCUAAGAUAGCUGCUGCGUAUUCUCGAACUUGGAGAGGACAUUUUCAGAAUCUUCUAGGAUAUGCUUUAUCAGUAUAUUGUGUUUAUAAGAUGCUCAAGGGCUUGCAGAGUGUAGUCUUUAAAGCGGAUGGCUCUGUUGAUCCAGUGACCAUGACAAUUACCAUUUUCUUGAGGCAUUUUGAUAUCGGUAUCGAUGUCGCACUGUUAUCACAGUACGUAUCUUUGAUGUUCAUUGGGAUGUUGGUUGGCAUAUCUAUUCGAGGUUUCCUGGCAAACGUUAUGAAGUUCUUCUUUGCUGUUUCUAGAGUUGGGACUGGAUCAACAACCAAUGUCGUCCUCUUCUUAUCUGAGAUCAUGGGCAUGUACUUCAUAUCAUCUAUUCUUCUGAUAAGGAAAAGCCUGGCAAAUGAGUACAGGGUGAUCAUCACAGAUGUUUUGGGUGACAUUCAGUUCGACUUCUACCACCGGUGGUUCGAUGCCAUAUUCGUGGCGAGUGCCUUCCUGUCCUUGCUUUUGAUAUCAGCCCAAUACACCUCCCGGCAAGCAGACAAGCAUCCGAUUGAUUGAUGCAUCUUGUCCCACUUGUGCAUAGUGCUCUUUUUAACCACGAUUGGUCCAAAGGUUGACCCAUUCUUUUUGAAGGCAUAGCUCGCGAAGGGGUCGUUUCUUAGGAGACCUCCACAAACACACACAGUAACGGAAUAUAUAAUACAGUACAUCGGUUUAACUCGAAGGUGUCUCUUUGCUGUAAAGUACGUUUGCAAGCUGGGGUUGAAUCAUGGCUAACAGUUCCUCCACAUCCAAGCCAUCAGUGCUGGCCCUGAAGCAAUCAGAAAAGAUUUGCGUGCUGAUGCUGCAAUGCUUUUGCCAAGACAAGCGAGGAUGCCGCCUCUUAAUUAGGAAUGAUGUACCAUGGUGUAAAAUAGGUUUGAAAUACUAGCGUGUUAGCUUGGUCUGCAGUUGAUAUGUGUACUUCCCACAAUUCUUUGCGCUAUGGUACGAUAUACUUACCACAUCUAUCAAGAAGAUUAUUAUUUAUUACUCAGAUGAUGACUAACUUCUCAGGCGUAUAUGUCGUAGAACCCCGAUAUUGCUUGUAUCGUGAUGUAAAUAGGAAAUCAAUGUCUUGUUCAUUCA